GCAUUCAGCCUGCUACUGCAUACGCACUGGCCAGGCAGGGCGCCAGCUCUGGCAGCAGGCGCGCCUGCAGGAAUAACAUGCGCUCCAGCGGUGGCAGGCCGGGAUCCCCAGCGCGCGAGUUGCGUCAGCAACCAAGCACACCCUGCGAAUCCAAUACCUCUAUGGCCUAUGGGGGUGGCGGUGCAGCGAUGGCAGUGCCAGCGUGCGGGCUGGGGCUGUGGCACCUCCUGCGGCAUCAGCGCCAGUGGGUCCAGUGGUGAUGGCGGUUGGCUGUGCACAUACGGCACCGGUGCCACACGCCUCGGCCGACGAGGCACAGACCGCCGCACCCCGCGGCGGAGCGGCGGCCCCACGACCUCGCAGUGCUGCGGGUCCAGGUGGAGGAGCAACGGGCUGCGCUGGAAGCCGUCAAACGCUCCCUUGCCCGCGUGGGGGAUGCGGCCGCCGUGGACGAGAGCAAGAUCCUGCUGAAGUCUGUCAGCGGCGAGCUGCUAGAGCGCAUCCGGGCGUCCGGGAACCUAGAGGCGGUUGCUAGCACGAGUGGGACGUCGGUGAGCGGACGCUAUGUCCGUGCGUGGCAAUCGGCAGGGCGGGAGGUGUGUAACGUCAUGGUGACGGUGACGCCCCAGGAACGCAGCGCAUUGGUCAGGGCCGCACGCCUGGUCCGCAGCACAGGUGUGGUGGUGGCGCCUUACCUGACGUCCGUAGGGUGUGCACUGCGCACGGAGCAACUCGGAGCUUUCGAAGGGUUUCGAGCAGCAGGGCUGAAGCCCCGAUGGAAGGGAGGGGCGGGCAUUCGGUGCCAAGGCACCUAAUCACCUAGCUAGGCUGACGGGCUAGCAGUUGACGUAGUUGGCAUUGAGUAGUACAGUCGAACACGCCUAACUUCGUUGUGCAAAGUAAGUUUCCCGGCGUUAUAAGGGCCCACCGGCCCGGGACCCUGGUACUUACGGGGACAGGAUAGCACGCAUGCUCGUGCACACCACCUUGUAACCAACAACAACAACUGAUUCCGUCUGCUUCCAUCCGUCUGCUUCCGUGCAUGAACUGCUCGCACCGGUACUUACGCCUUACUUACGGUUGUCAUGUAUAUGUGCACGGGUCCUCGAGCACACGGCACGGCAACUGGCUAGCGGAAGGCCCAAGGAGGAGGUGAUUGUUGGCUAGGGCAAUGCCGGCACUGGCUACGGAGGCUGCGUCAGCAGGUCAGGCAGCAGUAGGGGCCCGAAGCGGGCACUGCUGCGACUGCUGAUGGACAACUACGCGCACCUGGUGGUGUACGUGGACGAUUACUUCACCAGUCAGGUCAUCCCACGACGUAAGCCUGUCCUUCGUAAGGAUUCGGCAGGAGCCCUUGUUAGGCACAAGCACUCAAUUGCAUAAUUAAUGUGGUGCAGGUGUGCGCAGAAAGUUUGGACGGCGCCUGCCGGUGUUGGGCAGCGCUGUCUGCAAGUAGCCAAGUAGUGGUUGUGCUUGUUAGUUGGUGUGCCCGCGACGUUGAAGUGUGCCAACACUGCGGGACUGUGUGGGUCAGCUUGUCUCAGAUUCAGCGGGUUUAGGGAACGUCAAUGGGGGGUCUGUGCGCGUACAGGGGUACACGGUGGACAUUCGGGACAGUUGUCGCAGAUGGGUGGGAGGGGACAGUUCGUGCCAGAUAUGUGGGGAAAGCACGGUAAUUGAUGAGGGCGCCUGAAAAGACAAGUUUUGGAUUCAGAUUUGGCAGAUUCAUCAGGGCUGACGUCCCAUGUGGAUCUUGUA
Molecule: messenger RNA, 1758 nt
Organism: Chlamydomonas reinhardtii
Lineage: Eukaryota; Viridiplantae; Chlorophyta; Chlorophyceae; Chlamydomonadales; Chlamydomonadaceae
Exons: 2
Coding region: 169-471 (100 amino acids)
Source: RefSeq, a predicted model, not a curated record